Molecule: messenger RNA, 1085 nt
Organism: Scomber japonicus (chub mackerel)
Lineage: Eukaryota; Metazoa; Chordata; Actinopteri; Scombriformes; Scombridae
Exons: 7
Coding region: 1-975 (324 amino acids)
Molecular function (GO): protein binding
Source: RefSeq, a predicted model, not a curated record
AUGACUAUGUUUAUUCCACUGCUGCUGCUGAUCUGCUCUUUCUCCACGGCUCAGCUUCAAGAGGAGCCUCACAAUGAAAUGAUUCCACAUGGAAAACAGACUGAAUCCAGGGGAGGAGAACCAGCAAAUGCCCCUGAUCACCAACCAGCCUGUCCACAAGACAUUCAUGCUGUGCUGAGAGACAUGAGUGCCUUGUUGGCUGAACAGAGGGUGGAGAUCAGGCAGCUACAGAGAGAUAAUGAAGCACAAAAGACUGAGGCAAACAACUUGAAGCAGGAGAUCCGUCACUUACAGAGAGAUAAUGAAGCACAGGCAGCAAAGCUGGAGGGGCAGAAGACUGAGAUGGACAACUUGAAGCAGGAGAUCAGUCACUUACAGAGAGAUAAUGAAGCACAGGCAGCAAAGCUGGAGGGGCAGAAGACUGAGUUGGACAACUUGAAGCAGGAGAUCAGUCACUUACAGAGAGAUAAUGAAGCACAUGCAGCUGAACUGAUCACCAUUCAAGCCAGGACAAAUGUCACAGAAAACGAGGUGGAGACUCUGAAGAGAGAUGGAGAAGCCAAACAGGUGGCUUUCUCUGCCUCUCUGUUGGCUUCAGGUUCAGGAGAAGUUGGACCGUUUAACACACACACUCUUCUAGUCUUCAGAUACGUUGUCACAAACAUUGGAAACGCCUACAACCCAAACACAGGGUUUUUCAUUGCACCAGUGAGAGGAGCCUACCACUUUGAGUUGUACAUAGGUACACAUGGACACAAUUCAUAUCCUUCAGCUGCUUGGUUGGUCAAGAAUGGAGAAAAUAUUUGUGUUGCAUAUGAACAUCAAAGUAACGGUUAUGGGACGUCUGCCAAUGGUGCCACACUGCUUCUAGAGGUUGGAGAUGUUGUGUUUUUGCGUCUGUGGGAAAACCACAGAAUAUAUGACAAUGAAAAUCAUCACAGCACCUUCAGUGGUCAUCUGCUUUUCACCAUGUGAGAAAGAAACAGUCCUUUUUCUUCACACACUGUAGCAGUGUACCAGUCUUUGUUGAUAGAAGCUGUUUAAUGAGAAGAGAUUUGUGAAUUUUCAUCUGCUUCUGGAUUUGC